Drosophila bipectinata is the source of this 2957-nucleotide messenger RNA. RefSeq lists its product as uncharacterized. Gene Ontology annotation, cellular component: extracellular matrix. The record is from RefSeq and is a predicted model, not a curated record. NCBI's taxonomy places the organism in Eukaryota, Metazoa, Arthropoda, Insecta, Diptera, Drosophilidae.
AUGUGGCUACUACCUGUGAUUGUCCUUUUACUGGGAUUAUUGGAGUGGAGCAGGGCGGAUACUCUUGUCCAGUUGCAUGUGAAUCGUCCCUACAACGAUGUUAACGAAAAGUUUGUCAGUUUCGCCGUGCGACCGGAGGACCUGUACGAUGCCCUGGAUGGAAAAAACCGGAAAGCAGUGACGAAUAUGGCCACUCUCCUAGGGGAUGCUCACAUUAAGUUUGUUGGGGACUUUUAUUUCGCCAGCAAUGCACCCACUCGUCUGCGGAAUCCCACCAAGAUUAUCUGGAAAGGUUUCAACCGAUGGACACGAGCCGUAAAUUGGACCAUGAUCAUACCCGUGCCAUAUGCCCCUGACGAAUGGGAUUCCAUGCACACCCUUAAGAUCCUUAACACUUCCUACAUGGUGGGCAUCACCGACUGCAUUUGGCAAUUGGGCACGGAUUUCGGAACUUCAAGGGCCAAGGAUUACGUCCAGGAGCUGCGCACUCUCAAGCUGAUGACGGAUACUUUCAAGCCGUACGUGGAUGAUUGGCGGAUCAUGGGGGCGGACAUUUCAGCAGGAAGCAGUGCUGAUGAAACAAGAAGAUAUGUAGACACUUCUAAGGAUCUGAAUUCUGCCUUUGGAUGGACGCAGCCUGCCAACAUGCUUCCCAAGACCAGUCUGGGAAGUUUUCUGUACGACAGCGAUCCGGCUUUGAGGAUUUUGCAGCAGCAGCGUGUUCCCUUGUGGUUGAGCCUGCCGGAGGAGCGAUCGUCGGAGCGAUUGGUGGGUGAUGAGACUACGGAUGCUCUGCGCUGGGCCCAGACUUUGGGGGAUGCGGCCAGCAGUGGUUUCGAUGUGGUCUUCAAGCGCAUGACUGUGCAGGACUUUGAGCGUCCCAAUUUCAGCCUGUAUGUGACGGCUUUGUUCAAGAAGGUCAUGGGUUCAAGGGUAUUCCCAGCGAGACCCUUGAAUGUGUUCUCUCCCAGCAACAAACUAUACACGCACUGCGCCAAUGCCGUAUCCGGAGGUCUGGCCUUCAUGGUGGUCAAUACGGAGGACCAGCCCACCACGAUCACGGUGAGGAGCCCCAGUCGCCUGGCCGGCAAGGAAAUCUGGCAGUAUGUUCUGACCAGCUUGGAUCAGCGAGUGCAACUCAACAACGUGCGAUUGCACUUGAAUUCGACACUGCGACCUUUGAUCAAGGAAAAUGAUGCUAGCAAACAGCUGCAGCUAAUCACUCCGAGUAUGUCGGUGGGAUUCUGGGUUCUACCCGACGUCAAUCUGGAGCAUUGCCAGUUUUCGGAGAUUGAGGCUGAAGAGGAGGCUCCGACAAGUGGAGACUCCUCGACGGAGAAACGUCGCUCCUCCCGAUACAGCUCCGCCGAUCGACUGCUCCAGCGAUUGAUAGAGGAAACAGCUGUAGCUAGAGGUGCAGUACAGAGCUCCUUCAACCGAAACCGACGCUUUGUCCUGGAUGAGGACGAGAGACCAAGAAACCUAUUGGAUCGCCUGAUGCAGACCUUCCGGGAUACGAAGCCUGCCAAGAGGGAGGCAUUGGACAGCGCCAUCAAAUCUAGCCAUCAGUCCGUGAAUGUUCCACAAGCCUUAGCCUGGUUCAACCAAGUAUUCGAGCAAGCCCAGGGUGUAAACCGCAGAUCAAGGCGUAGUACUUCCAGCUACUCGGGUCCAUACUUUUACAAUCGAAACGGUAAAAAGACAGCCAUGACCAAAAAAAUCACAGAGAUUCGGAAGCCAGAGACGAAGAAGAAACCACUCUUUGACUUUGAUGAGUUCGACGAGGAGAAGUUCUUCAAGAAGCUCGGAGAACAGCCAGAGGAGCCACCAGCCUACACUCGUCUUCCCGAUGGUGAUGUCCAUUUGAAGCAUAUUGAAAGUAUAGAUGGGGAAGAAAAUGAACCAGAAACGGAAGUUGUAAUUCCCAAGAAACGAAAAUCCAAAUCCAAGAGUCAGUUGAAAAUUAUCCAAAGAGAGGAAGAACCGGAACAUGAUCCAGAGCCAGAACCGUCUGAAGGACGUAAAAAGCUUCGUUUGCUACCCACUGAGUUCUUUGAAGCACUGCCAGCUCCCAAGACAAAUAAGAGGUUGAACCUGGGAGCCACUCUCAAUUCUCUGCUCUUCCCAGAGCCCUUCUCCAGCAAAGCCACAAUUGCUAAAAAUAAUUCAGAGAAACCAAAGCCCGUGGAGGAACCCGAAGAAGAUGUAGAGCCCGUGCCCACUGUCAGAAGACGUCAUUCCAGAACAGGUCACGUGGCGAGCGAUUUUCUCCAGGCUCAACGGGAACUAGGAAAGCACUUUCUUAGUCACAUAAACGAGCACGAGCACGAGGUUUCCCUGGGGGAUGAGACUCUAAGAGAGAGUUCCCUAGAGGCAGUCAGUGCUGCUAAAAAGUCAUCCUCACCUGACUAUUUUGGGGCCAAGGAAUCAGCUCCAGCUCCAGCCCCCGUCCAACCAAAAAAAACUGAUGUGGGGAUCACCUCCUGGUGGGACCUCCCAGCUAUGCGAAGGCGACGUGCCAUUCCCAUGUCCAACUCUUUGGACGAAAUACGUUCAAACUCAAUAGACAAAGAAGAUCGCGACGAGACGAUGCCUCUGGGUGGAUACACUUUGUACGAAUACAAAGUCGAUCAAAGGCCACAAAUAAACCCAAUUCGGCGAUAUGAGGGCUCUGAAGAUUCCACGAUUAUGAAGAUUAGUAAGACCAACGCUCCACCUACAGAGCAUCGCAGGAUAUCCCUUGCCGAUGGAAUUGUGACUACCGUCAGGGCAAAGGUGUCUCGUUUCAUUAACAUCGUAACCCAGCACAUGAGCGAAUGGUAUAACACUUUGACCAAACAUCUGGAUACGGAUAUGGAGCCACCAAUAAGGACCCUCAAGGAAAACAGCAUCGAUAAAUAGAGCUAAAGAAACUUAGCUAAAGAAAAUUUUGAUCAUUAGAACAUAAUGUAAAUAUG